Messenger RNA from Musca vetustissima, 489 nucleotides. RefSeq names its product pro-resilin-like. The transcript has 2 exons. The record is from RefSeq and is a predicted model, not a curated record. NCBI's taxonomy places the organism in Eukaryota, Metazoa, Arthropoda, Insecta, Diptera, Muscidae. Bases 1 to 489 code for a protein of 162 amino acids. Gene Ontology annotation, cellular component: extracellular matrix.
AUGCGUAAAAUAAAUAUUAGCAUUGUUUUAGCAAUUAUAAGUUUUUGGGCAAUAAGUGGAACGUACGGACAAAUUAAGAAAAUUAGUUUCUCCGUAGCCCAUGUUGAUAGUUCUUCACAUGGAGGGCAAGAGCAAAAUCACAACAUUAAGGGAAGCUAUGAUUACGACGAUAAUGAAAAUGUGGAGCAUGUGAGCAAAUUCUAUGGUAAUAAUGGUAAUGAUGAAGGAGACCAUAACGAUGAUUACAACUAUGGUCAUGACAAAGAUGAUUAUAAUAUGGAUGAUGCUAAAUACGCCUAUCAAUAUGGUGUGAAAGAUUCUCAUACUGGCGAUGUUAAAAAUCAUUGGGAAAUACGAGAUGGCGAUAGUGUUAAAGGUGUGUAUGCCUUUAAGGAAGCUGAUGGCACGAGGCGCGUUGUUCAAUAUACAUCAGACAAAAAGAAAGGUUUUGAAGCUACCGUACAUAAAAUUGGUCAUGUCCAUAAAUAA